AAAAAUAAAAAUAAAAAUAAAAAUAAAAAAGCUGGAGGAAACCGUGCAGCCCAGAACUUCGACGCUUUCUCCUCUUCGAACCAAUCCGAGCUUCUUCAUAUCCAUCCAUCACUUGAAUUCGUUUCUCAGGACAGAUCCUUUAGUUAUUUCUUUCUGCUCCUUCUUCGAUUCCAUCCAUCACCCACCACAACAUCCGAUCUGCCCCUCCCCUCCUGUUAGAUUUUAGAUUCUCACCAUAUCUAGGGUUUCCAAGGAGCCCCGAGGUGGUUGGUUGAUUCUUAGUUAUGACCUCUAACACGACAGGAGAUCGAAGUAGAUGGGGUACUACAAGAAGAAGUGGCAUGACUAUAUUGGGAAAGGUUGCUGUUCCAAAACCCAUUAACUUACCAAGUCAAAGGUUAGAGAAUCAAGGCCUUGACCCUAAUGUCGAAAUCGUUCCAAAAGGAACCCUUAGCUGGGGAAGUAAAUCGUCUCUGAAUGCGUGGGGGACAUCAUCGUUGUCACCACGAACUGAAAGUGGUCCUGGUUCGCCAAGCCACCUCAGCAAUCGCCCUUCUACUGGUGGAAGUGUCACUCGACCUUCAACUGCUGAUAGUGACAAAGCGCAUGAUUCUUCUUCUAUUGCUUGGGAUUCGAACUCCCGGCCUUCAUCAGCAUCCGGGGUGUUCCCAGCUAAUCAGGCAUCAGUUGGACUACAACGUCCACACAGUGCAGACACAAGACCUGGAAGCUCGCACUUGUCCCGAUUUGCUGAACCCGUGUCAGAGACUUCUGCAACAUGGGGUCAGCAUGGAGAUGUUCCAACGAAAAAGGAUGGGUUUUCUUUGACUUCUGGAGAUUUUCCUUCCCUUGGUGCUGAAAAAGAAAGUUCUGAGAAGAGCACUAUGCCACAAGAUGCCGCUCGUCCUGCUUCUUCGUCGGGAAGAUCUGUAGAAGAACGAGAAGCUAAUGUACGGAUUGGAGAUGACAAUGCCUGGAGAAGAGAUAAUCAACCCUACAGUGAAGACGCACCUGGACAUUGUAGAGUGGAAGGGCAACUGGACUCCCGUUGUUCACAAUCUUAUCCUAAUGCUAAUUUUCCUCAUCAGUAUGAUGGUUGGCGUGGUCCUCCAGUAAAUAAUCAUCAUGGUGGUGGCUGGUACAGAGGGAACCACCCAUACGGUGCCCCAAUGGGUCCUGGGGGUUUUCCUGUAGAUCCUUUUCCAUUUUAUCCUCCGCAAGUUCCCCCUAUUCCUGGGCACGAGGCUGGUCCUAGGGGUAAUCACCCUGCUAAUGGACAAAUGUUCAGGCCUCCACUACUUGAUUCUUAUGUCCACCCAAGGAUGCAGACUAGGCCUGGGUUUUAUCUUGGUCCAGUGCCACAUGAAAGCUACUAUGGUCCUCCCAUGGGGUACGGAAACAGAGAUCUACCUUUUGGGGGUAGGCCUGCGGGUCCUCAUGCUUAUAGCCAGCAUUCUGGUCAAGGUGGAUAUGAUAAGUCUGGAAGUUCAGUGGCUUUGGAACAGAAUGAGCCAUCACAUCCUCCCGAAAGACAAAGGCAAUACAAGGUUCUCUUAAGGCCCCAAGAUGGUAGGUAUGGGGAAGAUGAAGCAAAGCGGGAAGGAUUACUAGGAAAUAGGCUCCCGAAUGCAGAGAAUGUAGCCCAACAGAUGCAAACUUCCAAAAUCAACAGGAGAGAAAACAGAAAUGAGGCAAGUGACCAGGUACAACCUAUUAAGGCAGAGAAUGCUGCCCCUGAAGAUCCCAGUUUGAUUCAGAAAAUAGAGGGCUUGAAUUCAAAAACUAGAAGUAAUGAUGGUUGGCAAAAUGCUUCAUCUGUCGUCAAUAGAGAUCAGCAGGAAAGCAAAACUCGUACACUCAAUUCUGGGGAUUAUGUAAAUAAAGUUCCAGCAAGAAUGCCUCGAACUGGUCAUGCAAGUGAUAGUACGAACUCUUUACACUAUAAACAAGGUGAUCCUGCCACCAACAAAAACGCUGAGCUGAUAGCUAUUAGUGGAACUUCUAUAUCCAGUUGCUGCAGGAGAUCUACUCAACAGACUCAAGGCAGAGCAGAUCAUCAGCCCCAACAAAGAGUGAACAAUGAAAGCAAUGAUGGUUGGCGGAAGACGACUGUUAUCUCAGGUUCCUCCCCUGCAACUUUGUCUUCAAACUCAGAAAGCUUUGCUGAGGUAAAUGUAGGUGACUUUGUGGAUACUGGUUCCGUUGGGAAGCCUGUGUCUGCAAUAUCUGUAGACCAAAACGACAACCAGCGUACUACGAUGAGAGAGUUAGCCAGGCAGCGUGCACAACAGAGGCAGAAAGAGGAGGAAGAAAGAGCAAGAGAUCAGCGGGCUAAGGCUCUUGCAAAACUGGAAGAGUUGAAUAGACGUUCCCAAGUAGCUGAGGAGGGUUCCAAGAACUUGGAAGCUGCAUCUGAUGCUUCCAUCCCGGGCAUACCAGAAGUUCCUCGGUCUCUUUCACCUGCACGUAUGGCUGCAAAGUCUACCGAAUCUACUGAAGAAUCAGGAAAACCCUCAAUGCAAAACUUGAUGACUUCAACAGAAGAUGCAGAUUAUGUGGACCCUAAACAGCAGGAUAAUCUUCCACGCCACCGUGAUGGCUCAAAACAGAAGCGCUUGGGUUAUAAGCAGAAGCAACAUAUCGUAUUUGAGAAAAAAAUGGCAGGGAAUACUCUCUCUGAAGCUACUACAGAGGUGUUCGAUGUUGUUCCAUCUCCUGAGGCGUCAAACCAAGGUGUAAUAAGUCAAAACUCAGACAUGCCAGCAACGUCAAGCGUUUCAACUGAGCAAGCUUUCACGAAAAGAAAGAAUAACAGGAACGGUAAGAAAAAGCACAAGGUUGAGGAGACCAAAUUAAUAAACACGACAAGAGCUGCCGUUGGAAAAGAAACAAAAUCGGGAGAUGAGUCAAUUGAGAUUGGUAGAGUCAGGGCAGCGGAAAUUAAGUUUGGGUCUUUUCCAGUGGAUAUUAAAGUGUCUGGUAAUUCGUCUGACCAAAUCAGUUCCUCCACGAACGAAGAGUCCCAAAGCAGAGCAAAAACCAACUCGAAAUCUCAACAGUUUCGCAAGACUCCAAGAAACUCACUGGUAAAUAAGCCUGCAGAUAAAUUUCAUGGUAACAGUACUGUUAUUUGGGCUCCGGUACAUCCACAGCAGAAGCCUGAUAUCUCCACAGGUGUAGGGAGUCAGAGUACUGUUCCUGAGUCUAGCACCUCUUCGAAGAGUCUGCAUCAAGGGCAGACUAGUUCUAGAAGCAAAAGAGUGGAGCUGGAGAGAUAUGUAGCAAAGCCCAUAGUAAAGGAAAUAGCUGAGAAAAUGGUCAGUCAAGAACCAAUAACCGCUGCUCCAAAAAUGGCAGAGAAUGUUUUGCACAAAGAAAAUUUUGGAGGUGAAGGUGCAGGAAUUCUCCAACCUCCUGGUUCAACUGCGGGUAAAUCUGGGUCUCCUUUAAAGUCAAGACAUGGGAAUGGUAAGCAGGGCAAGCAUGGUAGAGAUCAUGGAUCAUGGAACCAGCGAGGUUCUGCAGUAUCGACUAAAGCUUUGGAGGAUGGACAAUUUGGAACUUCAAACCAGCCCAUUCGAGAAACAGUGAACUAUCAUUCAAGUAAUCAAACUGGAGAAACUGCUGUAGACUCUUCUAAGGAUCGAACCGCAUCCAAUGCUGUUGGAUGGAACGAUGGCUGGUAUAUGACUCCUGAAACGCAUCACUCUGCUGCUGCUGCUGCUGCUGCUGCUGCUGCUGAGGAAAUGGAAGCAAGUGCUCCUCGAACCAACACUGUUGGAAAAGAUCACGGUAAGCAGCAGGGUUACAGAAGUAACUAUGGUGACUCUAAAAAGGCGAAUACAAGAGAUUCCAGUAAAGCUCAUAUGCAGCAGUCUGGCCAUGAGUCAGGUCAACAAGAUCUGCAUGUUGGUUCGAAUGAAAUUCGUGGUCAGUCUGGUGGUGGUCGUCAAUAUUCGAGGGACAGAACUUAUGCAUCUCAGAAAAGGGAUGGUGGAUACGAGCAGCAGGGGUUUACUCCAGAACAGAAAAUGAACUCAGCUGAUACACCAAACCAUUCUCAAAACCGAUCUGCCAGUCAGGAGGUCCAGGGUGGGCAUAAUCCGAAUAGUAUGUUCCAAACGAACACAGGCCAGAAUCGACGGUUUGGAAGAGGACAGGAGCCACACGGAGGUUGGGGUUCGUCGAUGCAAGAGAACAUGCACCAUCACCAUCAGAGGCCACUUUCAAACAGAGGUAGACAGAAGCCAAAUCUGCAUUACGAGUACAAGCCUGUUGGGUCACAUGCUUAUGAAGGAGAACAUAGUCGAGAACAAUUGAAAGAGAGUUCAGAAGGUCCAAGAUACAGGGAGAAGGGGCAGGGAAACCAGAGGCAUGAUGGACAAAAGUCGUACCAACAGCAAAGGGGUUAGUGCUGGGAGAAACACCGGUCGAUAACAGAAACUGAGAUUGUCCUGUUUGUGAUUAGGUAGCUGAGCUGUGUUGGCGAGGCUUUGCCAAAGGAGUAGCAUCUGAUGAGGACGUAUUUGGCAACGAAGUCUUUACUCUGGAAGGGUUUUUAUGUAUUUCAGUGAAUUAUUUGAUCAUGGAUCUUAACUUUAGCAUUUUGUAUUACAUUUGGUGGCAGGUUAGACUUUACCUGUUCUGUUAAGCCUUUGCUCUGUUGCUUGUUUUUUUCUUUGUUUUCGGAGUGUGGGAAUCAUCUUAUCUAACAUGAACUUUUUCUUUUUA
Molecule: messenger RNA, 4731 nt
Organism: Raphanus sativus (radish)
Lineage: Eukaryota; Viridiplantae; Streptophyta; Magnoliopsida; Brassicales; Brassicaceae
Product: protein MODIFIER OF SNC1 1
Exons: 10
Coding region: 285-4412 (1375 amino acids)
Biological process (GO): epigenetic regulation of gene expression
Source: RefSeq, a predicted model, not a curated record